This is a messenger RNA of Condylura cristata (star-nosed mole), 1869 nucleotides long. It is a transcript of the gene TSPEAR, whose product is annotated as thrombospondin-type laminin G domain and EAR repeats. NCBI's taxonomy places the organism in Eukaryota, Metazoa, Chordata, Mammalia, Eulipotyphla, Talpidae. The transcript is spliced from 11 exons. The record is from RefSeq and is a predicted model, not a curated record. Gene Ontology annotation, biological process: signal transduction. The coding region runs from base 1 to 1869 and encodes 622 amino acids.
AUGGACGUGGCGUGGCUUGGGCUGGGCAUCUCAGACGGCCGUGCUCAGAGCCGGGAACGGGCAGGUCCGCGCAGCGAGGCCAGGGCCAGGGGCUGUGAGAAACGGGGGGCUGGGCGUGUCGCUGCGCCCUCUGGGCGCUCAUCGCUGCAGCAGGCCCAGGGCGCCCGCGGGCUGCAGCUCUCGGCCGCCGCCCCGCACGCGGUGAGCUUCCCGGCCUCGAGGAUUUUCUUCCGAUGCGACCUCUUCCCCGAGGAGUUCUCCAUCGUGGUCACCCUGAAGGCGCCUGACCUCCCGCCUAAGAAGAACGAGUACCUGUUCACGCUGCUGGCGGAGGAGCGGGACGCGCUGCUGCUGGGCCUGCGCCUCUCGCCGCGGCAGCUGCACUUCCUCUUCCCGAGCCAGGCGGCGGCCGGCGCCUGGCAGACCCGCGUGUCCUUCGGGAGCCCCACGCUGGCCGACGGCGGCUGGCACACGCUCGUGCUGGCCGUGGCCGCAGGCUCCUUCUCGCUCAGCGCGGACUGCGGCCGGCCGCUGGACAUAAUCGCUGACGUGGCCUUCCCCGCCUCUCUGUCCGUGCGUGGAGCCCGCUUCUUUGUCGGCAGCCGGAGGAGGACCAAAGGCCUGUUCACGGGCCUGCUGCGGCAGCUGGUCCUGCUGCCCGGCUCGGACGCCACACCCAGGCUGUGCCCCUGCACGGGCGCCCAGCUGGCCGCACUGUCCAUCCCGCCGAUCCUGCGGGGCCUGCCGGGGAAGCCAGAGGAAAACGAGGUGCUGAAGCACACCCACGAAGGCGACCUGAAGGUGACGCUGGGCGACCGGCCCCCGUGCACCAAGGUAGAAGACGCCCAGUUCUGGCUGGACGCCAGCCGCAGGGGCCUGUUCCUGUGUGUGGGCAGCCGCUGGGUCUCCGUGCUGGCAGGGGCCCCCACGGCUUGGGGCCAGUGCGACAGGAGCAACAAGCAGGCCCCCGGGCGAGACGGGACAUGGGCCCAGCGCCCCCUCAGCCUGCGGGAGGCCUCCGAGGGGCCCCCACCCCACGGCCCUCCCGCCGUGUUCCUGGCCGUGGCCAGCCUGGAGCCCGGAGAGCGGGGCCAGGAGUUCUCCGUCAUCUACAAGUGGAGUCCACGAGCGCUGCGCUUCGCGCCCUACCAGCGGGUGGCCACCCACAGCGCCCGCGACUGGGAGGCCUUCCAGGUGGCCGGCGAGCACUUCCUGGCCGUGGCCAACCACCGGGAAGGCGACAACCACAACAUCGACAGCGUCAUCUACAGGUGGAACCCCCGCGCGCGGCUCUUCGAGGCCAACCAGACCAUCCCCACCUCGGGCGCCUACGACUGCGAGUUCUUCACCGUGGGGCCCUACUCCUUCCUGGCCGUGGCCAACGCCUUCAACGGCACGUCCACGCGGCUGCACUCCCACCUGUACAUCUGGCUGCUGGGCGCCUUCCGGCUCUUCCAGUCCUUCCUGGUGAGGAGCCCUCGCGGCCGGCGCCGCCGGCCCACCCCCCUGCUGCCCUCCUCUCCGGCCCCCGCGCGGCUCAGCGCCUCCGCGCUGGACUGGGAGUUCUUCGCGGUGGGCGAGGACUACUUCCUGGUGGUGGCCAACUCCUUCGACGGCCGCUCCUUCUCCGUCAACAGCGUCAUCUACAGUGUUUGCCGGAAGCAGUCCUGCAGGACUUGGUGUCCAGGCCAGAGCGCACCCCGCAGCCCGGGCCUCGCUGCAGCUUACGGGCUGGACUGGGAGUCCCGGGCAUGGGGGCUGUGGGCCGCCCGGGUCUCGGUGCGGUGCCCGGCGGAGGUCCGACGGGGCGAGCUCGCGGCCCGGGGCACCGGCGAGGACCCUGCUCUGGCCGGCCACCCUGCGCGCUGA